UGUUGUUCAAAAAGUGCGUUGUUUGAAUCGACAAACAAAAUUACUCCAAAAUAAGACGGUGUUCAGUUUUAUUCUCACGAGCUAUUGGAAAUCGAGACUUUACACAAAUACUAAUCUAUAGCUGAUGCUGCUGUAGAAGUUUUAAUCAUAUAAAGGAUAUGUGUGACGGUAUGAUGCUCUUUUAGACCGUACUCUGGUAUAUCUAUGAUCAUUUAGACCGGGUCAGACCGGAGAGUGGGUGUCUGUGGGGUUAAACCGGACGUGUGCCAGUCAGAGGUCUGUAAGGAGUUUAUAAGGUCACGUGCACCAUAUGGCCUCCUUCUUUUAAACAAACAGACUGUCUUAUCAGGUCUACAGAAGAUCAGGAACACCCAGCCUGGAGGAUGUCUGCGGGAGCAGAAGGCGGGGCUGAUGCCCCGAAGGAGGUGUGGCCUUCACAGUCACGCCCAUUAUCACACGACAGGGUCACACUAGUGGUCGAUGGGACUCGUUUUGUGGUGGAUCCUGCAGUAUUUAGCGUUUACCCCGAUACAGUGUUAGGAAGAAUGUUUGGCCGAGCGCGUCAGCACAGUUUCACACGACCCAACUCUAAAGGAGAAUACGAGAUCGCAGAGGGCAUCGGUGCCAACAUCUUCAGAAUCGUUCUGGAUUACUAUCGGCUCGGGGUGCUGCACUGUCCUGAGGGCGUAUCUGUGGCUGAAUUACGGGAAGCCUGCGAUUAUCUGUGUAUAAACUUCGACUGCAACACCGUCAGAUGCCGAGACCUCAUUUCCGUCCAAUCAGGCGCUCUCCUGCAUGAGCUGUCCAAUGACGGCGCUCGGCGGCAGUUUCAGGCGUUUCUGGAGGAGCUGCUGCUUCCGGCGAUGGUGUCGAGCGCUCAGGAUGGAGAGAGAGAGUGUCGCAUCGUGGUUCUCACGGACGAUGAUACCGUCGACUGGGACUGUGACAAUCCUCCACCGCUGGGCGAGGAAACCUCACUGAUCUCGUACAGCACCAAGCUCUUCCGUUUCUUCAAGUUCAUCGAGAACAGAGACGUGGCCAAAGCCAUGCUGAAGGAGAGAGGCCUUAAAAACAUACGCAUUGGGAUUGAAGGUUACCCCACCUGCAAAGAGAAGGUGAAGCGGCGUCCAGGUGGGAGGUCAGAGGUCAUCUACAGCUACGUCCAGCGUCCGUUCAUUCAGCUGUCCUGGGAGAAAGAGGAGGGCAAGAGCAGACACGUGGAUUUCCAGUGCGUGCGCAGCAGGAGCGUUCCAAACCUCAUCACGGCCUUGGGGGAGGGGACUGUGAGAGCCACGCCCACUCCGCAGGUGGAUGAGUUGGAUCGUCUGAACGGCCCCGCCCCUCUCACCCCCGAACAAACAGUAAACUAAAGACAGAACCCAUCUUUUCAGUGUUCAUUCAUACUAGUGCCAGAAUGGAUGUAAAACGUGGUAAAUGGAACACUUUAAUUGGAAGCCGACUAUCAUAAAACCAAAAACAAACAUUUGCGUCUCUUGAGGUAAAGAGUGCGUUUUGUCUUGACUAUUAUAACUUAGAUUUGCUUUGGAGAAAAGUGUUUGAUAAAUUAAAUUAUAAAGUGACGAUAGGCACUGUUGGGUGGAAAUGUUGUCUCUGAAACCAAUUUAAAGGAUUUAAACAUUCAAAUAAAUUAAAAAUAUAUCUA
This is a messenger RNA of Triplophysa dalaica, 1663 nucleotides long. It is a transcript of the gene kctd20, whose product is annotated as potassium channel tetramerization domain containing 20. Gene Ontology annotation, molecular function: protein binding. The record is from RefSeq and is a predicted model, not a curated record. NCBI's taxonomy places the organism in Eukaryota, Metazoa, Chordata, Actinopteri, Cypriniformes, Nemacheilidae. Gene Ontology annotation, biological process: positive regulation of phosphorylation. Gene Ontology annotation, cellular component: cytoplasm. The coding region runs from base 384 to 1370 and encodes 328 amino acids. The transcript has 8 exons.